Messenger RNA from Telopea speciosissima, 1419 nucleotides. Its product is annotated as (+)-neomenthol dehydrogenase. Bases 56 to 997 code for a protein of 313 amino acids. Gene Ontology annotation, cellular component: membrane. The record is from RefSeq and is a predicted model, not a curated record. Gene Ontology annotation, molecular function: oxidoreductase activity, acting on the CH-OH group of donors, NAD or NADP as acceptor. NCBI's taxonomy places the organism in Eukaryota, Viridiplantae, Streptophyta, Magnoliopsida, Proteales, Proteaceae. The transcript has 4 exons.
AAGUGAAAAGAGCUCUAGCAUUCGAGCAAGCAUCAUAGUGAUUCACCGGACAGAGAUGGGGAGAAAAGAGCGGGCGAAGGAGCGAAGAGAAAAGAGACGCCAAGAAAUAUCCGAUCUCAGAAGGGUACCUUACACUGACCAGGAAAGGUGGUGGGGCUCAGAAACUGUUGCUGUGGUUACUGGAGCUAACAGAGGAAUUGGAUAUGAGAUUGCCAGGCAACUUGCAGUUCAUGGGCUGAGUGUUAUUUUUACAUCAAGAGACAUCAGCAAGGGUCAUGAAGCAAUGGAAUCAUUACAAGGUGAAGGUUUAAAUGUUGCCUUCCAUCAAUUGGACAUUCUGGACCAUGUAUCUAUAAAAUCAUUUGCUGAAUGGCUACAACAGAAUUAUGGCAGUAUUGAUAUUUUGGUAAAUAAUGCAGGUGUUAAUUUCAAUCUUGGACCAGAUAAUUCUGUUGAAUUUGCUGAGAGGGUUAUUUCAACGAACUAUUUUGGCACCAAAAAGAUGAUUGAGACAAUGAUUCCACUGAUGAAACAUUCGGCUUUUGGUGCUCGCAUUGUGAAUGUGAGUUCCAGACUUGGUAGACUGAAUGGCAGGCGGAAUAGACUGGGAGAUACAAUGUUGAGGGAGCAGCUUGCUGAUGAGGAUUCUCUCUCCGAGGAACUGAUAAACAGGACUGUUACAUGCUUCCUUGAACAAGUUGAACAGGGCAGUUGGGCGUCAGGUGGCUGGCCUAAAAUCUAUACUGACUAUUCUGUAUCAAAGCUUGCAGUUAAUGCUUAUACCCGACUUAUGGCAAAGACACUCUCGAACCGACCAGAAGGUCAGAAUAUACAUAUCAAUUGUUAUUGCCCUGGCUGGGUGAACACUGCCAUGACCGGUUGGGCGGGGAAUAUUUCAGCUGAGGAAGGUGCUGACACAGGAGUCUGGCUUGCCCUGCUACCUGGGCAAACAGUCACAGGAAAGUUUUUUGGAGAACGGCGUGAGAUUGGCUUCUAAAUAGUGAGUUUUCAGGUAAAUGCAGCACAGCAUCUGCUUCAGGUCUACUCCUAGUUUGAUUGUUGGCCCGAAAUGAAUAUCUAUGUGAAGAAAGCUGCAGUAAAAUAACAUCUUGAUGGCCUGCUUUUACCUGUUUUCAAAGCGAGUAAUUGGAUCAACUCUUCUCAUUGAGGAUGAGGGGGGGAAAGGUGAAGCUCUUUGGGGAAAUGAUUACCUUGUUUGAUCCACAAGGGGUGAUUUACGGUUAGUUCAAAUCAAACCACGUGAUUUUGCAGUUUAGUUAGAUCCACAACUUUCAUUUGAAUGCCCCUCCAAAAUCAGGUUGGAAAUAGUGUAACAUUGCAAGUUACAUAUACUGAAUGGGCAAGGUGGAUGUGAUUUGAUUUCUUGAAGUUCUAUGGCUUUGCAGUUGCUUACAUUCA